Molecule: messenger RNA, 330 nt
Organism: Staurois parvus
Lineage: Eukaryota; Metazoa; Chordata; Amphibia; Anura; Ranidae
Source: the annotation of a GenBank genome assembly
AUGGGUCCCUGUAUGGCCUCCCAUUGCUGCUGUCUCCAUCGCCACACUCUGCCAUGUGCCACUUUCAGGUCUCCUCACACUGCUGGUGGGUUCCAUUUUUGUCAUAGGGUGCUGUAUGGCCUCCCAUUGCUGCUCUGCCCUCCACCGCCGCACUGUGGCUCACACACUCUGGUUUUGGCCCCGUGACUGCCCAAAUGAGUGAAGUGUGCGGUGAUUCUAAGAUCGACGGCACUCAUCUGCAUGUCAUACUGACUGACAGUAUUAUUUCUCUUCCCCAGCAGACUCCAAGGGCAUUUUAAAUUAAAGGUACAGUGUUCUGCACUAAUAUAA